CUUGUGCCCCCCGGAAACACGCAGUGGCCCAUGCACUGGUGGAGCCAGGGGCAAUGCCCGCCCCAGGGCGGGUGCUGGGGAGUCAGGCCCUUCCCCACCGCCAGGGCCGGGCCGGGCCGGGCCGGGCCGGCUGUGGGCUGGCAAAGCAGGUUGGGGUCCAGCCUCUCCCUUCACGCCUUGCAUUGCCCCCUCUUCCCUUCCUCAGGGUGCCCCUGCCUCCCCUCCUCCCUUGUCAGAAACCUGCUUUCCUUUCCUGCUGGCUGGCGAGGGGGCAGGUCUGUUCACACCGGUGCGGAGUCUGUCCGCCCAGCUUCUGGUUUCGUGUAAAUGAGAGAAAUUGGAGUCGAAGCCUGUAUGUGUCUGUAGCCGUUCGCGCUGCCGCCCGGUGCGGCGGACUCCCCUGGCAGGCGGCACUGCCACAGCGAGCGUCGGGUCCAGCCGCGACCUCCCAGGGUUCUUCAGGAGAGUCCCAGGGUGGGGGUGAUGUGGGUUUUGGGGCGACCCAAAGUGGGUUUGCCCCGUAAUCCCAGCCUAAAAGCAUUUUAUUCAUAACAAUGUCAACAGUACACAGGGCUGGGGCUGGCGUGUGACAGCCAAGCUUCGAGUGGGGCGACGCGCUGCGCAGGCUUGGUCACAAGAGCCUGCCGGAGGUGGGGACGUGUUUUUCAGGGUAUCCUGUAAAGGACUUGGCCUGCUGAUCCCAUCGAAAACCCAGCUCCUCAUUGCAGGCAACAUACUUAUGGCCCAGACCUGAGGGGCUCUCCGUUGUCAGGGUGGCAGCGUCGGGUCGGGCAGGGCUCUGCCCAGGCUUCUUAGGGAGAGUCCCAUGAUGGCAAUUAUUUAUGGCUUGGGGUGACCCAAAGGGAGUUUUGCCCUCUGAUCCCAGCCCAAAAUAAGACCCUUAUUUUGUGCAUUGUACCCAGCCUGCAGGUAUUGAGGUGGUGGCAACUGGCACCCAAAACCAGGGCAUCAGGUGAAGCAGGGACGGGCCCAGGCUUCUUUUGGAGAGGCUCUGGGGGGUGACCCAGAAAGGAUGUCCCCCACAAUCCCAGCCAAAUCCAAGGUCUUUUUUCAGGGCCGUCUACUUACUUGAUGCAUGAUAUGAUUCUACAUUUUAUGAGUCAAUAUUCAUUUUAAUAAUACCCUGACUCUUUAGCUUGAGCAAUUCCUUAUGAACAACCUUUAAUUGUGCAAGGAUCAGCACUGAAAAAGGAACUGGGAGUGAGGAACAGAGUAAGAACCGUUGUGUUCGGCCAUGUGACUUCCUCCCUAGAGCUGGCUGGAUCCACGUGCUGCUGUUAGACAGCGGUGCUGUUACACGGCACUGCUUUACGGCUGUUCUCCCACUGCCCCACCCCAGAGGCGACUGCAUCUUGGCACCGGAAUGGGCCGUGCUCCUGGUGCAGUUGCUGGAGAGAAGCAGCUGGCCCAGGCACUCACCCUGUUGCACAACUGGACCAGGGAGGGGAGGUCACAUCCUGCCCCUUCCUUGCCCAGAUGUUCCCACUUCCCCUCUGGGCCCUGCGCUCCUCUCUGGGCAGAGAGGACAGGCUCCAGCACUGCUCCCUGCAGACGUGGGAGCUGGGUCUGAUGCCAGGAGGGACAAGUAGGGGAGCCAGGCUGCUGCACCAUGGAGCAAGGGGCCCCUGGCACCAUUCUGCUGACCCAAAUCUCGCCCCCCAGCACUAGGCCAAAGCCCCUGGAGAAGUUCCAGCGGGGUGAGCCACUGGCUGUGGGGGUCACGCAGGUCCUCACAGGCAUCCAGCAGGUCGCAUUCGGAACCGUCCUGAUCUUGACAUUUGACUUCCACUACCCUGCUCUUCACCUGGGAGCAGUUGUCUGCACUGGCCUCCUGUGUGUGGUCUCGGGCUCCCUCUCCGUGGCAGUCUCCAGGAACCCCAAGAUCCCGCUGAUGAAGAUGGAGCUGGCCUUGAACUCAGUGAGCGCGGUAGUGGCUGGCGUGAGCAUCGUGAUGCUCUGCUUAUCCGUGAUGUUCACCCACAAUGCCCACUCCUGCUACUGGCACCAGGGCAAGAGGAACUGUGACUAUCCCCCCAAGGAGGUCCAGGACAUCCUGCUCGCCCUCAGCCUGGUCCUCAUGGCGCUGACGCUGCUGCAGCUCUGCUUGGCACUGACCCGUGCAGCCUUCGGGUGCAAAGCCAUCUGCCGGGACAGCUACCUUGAUUUGGCUGUGAUUUACCAGGACACAGCACGUCCCACUGACCCCACCUGCACCGCAACCUCUGGGGCCCUGUGAAAUUCUCGCAGGACCAGCCAGGAUCAUGCUGGGCACAGAUCAGUGCUGGUUCUAGGAACAAGGAAGCAGAGACUGGAGGGGGUGUCUGUACCAGCAGCGUGAGCCUGUGGCACAGGAACAGCCACUGUAGCAAAAACCCCAGGUUGUUUGUUUUUUUUACUUAAAAAUACAUUCCCUCUUCUUCUCCAAA
Molecule: messenger RNA, 2447 nt
Organism: Alligator mississippiensis (American alligator)
Lineage: Eukaryota; Metazoa; Chordata; Crocodylia; Alligatoridae
Product: membrane-spanning 4-domains subfamily A member 4A
Exons: 7
Coding region: 1631-2257 (208 amino acids)
Cellular component (GO): membrane
Source: RefSeq, a predicted model, not a curated record